Molecule: messenger RNA, 318 nt
Organism: Glycine soja
Lineage: Eukaryota; Viridiplantae; Streptophyta; Magnoliopsida; Fabales; Fabaceae
Product: MADS-box transcription factor 6-like
Exons: 5
Coding region: 1-318 (105 amino acids)
Biological process (GO): regulation of DNA-templated transcription
Cellular component (GO): nucleus
Molecular function (GO): DNA-binding transcription factor activity
Source: RefSeq, a predicted model, not a curated record
AUGUGGUUGGCACAGCAUUAUACUCGCGUGCUACAAGCAACACUCACGACUACCAAAACUAUUGAGCAAUACCAUCGUAGCUCUUUUACUCCUCAAGACGAACACGUUGAAUGUGAAACUCAGAGCUGGUACCAAGAGGUGUCAAAGCUAAAGGCAAAGUAUGAUUCUCUUCAAAGGACCCAGAGGCAUUUGCUUGGGGAAGAUGUUGGACCAUUGAACAUAAAGGAGCUGCAGAAUCUUGAGAAACAGCUUGAAGGGUCAUUAGCACAACCAAGGCAAAGGAAGGUUGUAAAGCAUGUGCCUAUAUACAAGAACUGA